Messenger RNA from Betta splendens (Siamese fighting fish), 2752 nucleotides. It is a transcript of the gene rilp, whose product is annotated as Rab interacting lysosomal protein. Bases 554 to 1822 code for a protein of 422 amino acids. The record is from RefSeq and is a predicted model, not a curated record. The transcript is spliced from 8 exons. Gene Ontology annotation, cellular component: cytoplasm; ciliary basal body. Lineage: Eukaryota; Metazoa; Chordata; Actinopteri; Anabantiformes; Osphronemidae. Gene Ontology annotation, molecular function: protein dimerization activity. Gene Ontology annotation, biological process: cilium assembly.
CUUACAGACUCAGGACCUGUUGAAGGGGAGUUCACGCUUUAACUGUAGUUUCCCCUCUAAGUGUUAUUUCUGCAUUACAGCUACUCAGUAACGUGACGUGCGUUUGUUGGACAGUAGAUUAACGCUAGUCCCAGUCUACAGGGGAAGUGCUCGCGCUCUGCUGCACUCGUCAGGGCGCUGCACCGGUUUCUGCGUGCAGCUCUCUGUGCUCCCAUGACAUUGGUCAGAAAAGUAGGAGGAUCCGGAGUCUAGUCCACAACAGAACAGCGAUCCACGGCUGGUUAGACGCUACGUUGUCCUCUGUGUCCUGGCGUUUGCGUGGGUUAUUCACAGCCGUUUAACGUUAAUCGGAGGAGGCGCGCGUCAAGUGCAGGCGUGUCGGUCCUGGGACGGGCGACGUGCGCGUUUCCACCCUCAGACCGGGUGUGAAAGUGCCUUCACGUGCGCAGUUAACCAUCUUGUUUCACGGCUGAGUGACAUGUCGCGCUGAGGAGCCGCUCUCGCUUUCGAUAGCGGACGAUGAGUGGGUGAAGCGAGCGGACCCGCGUCAGACAUGGAGGCACCGGAGCCGCAGCCGGACGGCAAAGGCGCGGACGGCUGCUUCGGCAGGACGCACGCGUCCCUCACCGUCAGCGACGUGUACGAAAUAGCCAAGCUGGUCGGCGCCGAGGUGGAGAAGCUCAUCGACGGCUACGGGAAGGACUCGGUGAUCGGGCUGGUGCCGAAGAUAGUGAAGGUGCUGGAGCUGCUGGAGAGCUUCGCCUCCAGGAACCACGCGCACAAACUGCGCGAGGAGGAGCUGCUCAGGACGUUCGAGACCAUACAGCUGCAGCAGAGGAAGCGCGGGGCUAAAGACGGCGACGACGCCAGCGAUAAGAAUGACGCACGGGAGCUGCAGCAGAAGGAGCAGCAGUGGAGGAGGAGGUGUGAGGAGCUGCAGGACCAGGUCCAGCGGCUGCAGGAGGACAGGGAGGAGCUGCAGAGCAGGCUCAAGGGCAGCCACGCACAAGAAGACCAAAUCCAGCACCAGCAACGAGAGGUGAUGCUGAAGCUGAAGCAGGUGGUGGACAAGCAGAGAGACGAUCUGAGGGCCAAAGUCCAGGAGAUAACCACCAUUUCCAGAGAAGUGGAAGCUUUCCAGGAGCAGUUGGAUCGCUUCAUGAAGAUGAAUGCUGAGCUACGGCACAAGCAGAACGUGCUGCAGGCUCAGCUGAAGAGUGCCGUGGAGAGGAAGACGGACAUGGAGGCCGAUCUGAAGGAAAAAAACAAAGAGAUAGAAAAUCUCCAAGCACAACUGGACAAAAGCACCAGCAACACAGCUUUCAAUUCAAGUCAGACAGUUCAAAAAUCAACAAAAGAGACAAAGGCAGAGCAAAAAGAUCUGGACCUGCCAUGUUUCACCAAGAAGGAAGUGCGUGACAUCAUAUUUGAGAGAAACGAGCUUAAAACCAACUUGUUCCUGGUGCAAGAGGAGCUCAACUACUAUCAGAGGGAAAUUCUGAAUGAGGAGCGGUGCCCUGGUUUUCUAUUAGAAGCUGUUCGCUCUGCCAUCAGAAAAAAGAGAAAACUCAUUAAAGCCAAGAUGCUGGGAACGUCUGUGAAUCAGUGUGACAUCAGUGAUGAGGAGCAGACAGAAGUAGACGGCCCAGCAGUGGACGACACUGACAGACCGGCAGAGUCACACAUAAAAAACCUCUUCGGCUUCUUCACAUGGUCCGGCAGCAGCAGGGGUCCCACUCAGAUCAGCAACUCUGCCUCAAGCUGGGAGAUCAUCGGAGACUCAGAGGCCACAGAUCAGACGGAUCAGUCACCGUCUUCCUGAGAUGAUACUGAACGGGAACUCUUUGUUUUUAUCAUUGUCAGGUCUCAUUUUGUGACAGAAAAAUCCCAUGAAAAAUGUUUUGGCUUGAAAUGUGUGUGCGACACAAAAACACAAUCUAACUGAGAGGAAAUCCUAAAAGUGUUUAUAAGCAAUGUUUAUUUUAAUAUGUUGCUUUGUUUUAAUCAUGAAUACCGUCAUUCCUCAUAGUAAUCUCACUGCUGCCCCCUUGCUUUUCAAUAGACGUUAGAAGUAAGAGUGUUACAGUAAGUAUAACACCUUAAUCUCAUCUUAAGCAUGACUUAAUUUUGUAUAACUUUCAUUCUUCUGUCUCUUAUGUUUUAAUAUUGUCUACGCUAAAUAAUUAUUAGCCAAACACUUAUAUGUAUGAAUCCUCAAGCAGUUGAACAAAAGUAUGGAUAUUACAUAUUCACCUCUGUUCCUCUAGAGGGCACUGGUUAAUAUCUGAAGCGAUAAUAUUUUACCAGGGGCAUCAUAAUGUAACUUUUACCUCUUACCUCUUUUUAAGCCAUGUGUUCAUCCGUGUGUUAUUCGUGACCGGAAGCACUUUCACGCUAAAGGAAAAACAAAGAUUUUAUGUGUAGUACCAGUUUCCUCCAUCGGCGAGUGCAUUUUAAAAAGCCUUGUGUUAAAAAUAUAUUUUCCUACUUCACUCGUCAGUCACAGAGCUAAAGCAUCUGCCCUAAGAAGACCACUUGCUCCAGGUGUAUUUGUUUGUACAGUGUGAUCCUCCCCUGAGACCAUUCUAAAUAGUGUCUAUUUUUGUAAACAUGUUUAUUUUGGCUGAUAAAAACACAUUAAGGGUGUUAAUUGCUGUGCCAGUGGUUAAAAUGUCAUGAAACAACUUUAUAUGGAUUUGUCUAUGAUACUCAGUCUUCAAGUAAAUCCAUUAAAAAGUCCCAAAACCUGAAA